Tachysurus fulvidraco (yellow catfish) is the source of this 2660-nucleotide messenger RNA. RefSeq names its product putative ferric-chelate reductase 1. The coding region runs from base 115 to 1851 and encodes 578 amino acids. The transcript has 16 exons. Gene Ontology annotation, molecular function: oxidoreductase activity, acting on metal ions. The record is from RefSeq and is a predicted model, not a curated record. Lineage: Eukaryota; Metazoa; Chordata; Actinopteri; Siluriformes; Bagridae.
GCCAGGUGAGGCUCCGCCCACCGCAUAACAGGAAUGUGUAUUCACUUGGCAUCUCAGUAGCUCAAAGCUGUAACUCUAUACACAUCUCCACAAAGCUACACUCGUCCUACAGCCAUGAUGUGGUUGUAUCUCCUGCUCCUGGGGUUUGUUGGGGUGUGUGAAAGCUACCCCAGUGGUCAGGUUACAGGCAGUUGUGACGGUAACAUGGUUCCUAAUCACGGACCUGCGGCUCAGACCAGCGCACCGCCGUACACCGUUACAACAGACAGCAACAUAUAUAAAGAAGGAGACACCAUUACGGUGACUCUGAGUGCCACCUCGGGGACGUUUACUGGGUUCCUCCUGGAAGCGAGGCUGGUGGGAGGCAACAGCGUUAUGGGUUCCUUCAGUGUCACCAACUCUGCCUCCCAGACUCUGAGCUGUUCUGGAGUGCCUAACUCUGCCGUCUCUCACACAUCAAAAAGCACCAAAUCACAAAUUCAGACUAAAUGGAAAGCACCAACAUCUGGCAACCUCAACAACAUCGAGUUCAAAGCCACAUUUGUCCGUGAUUACUCCACCUUUUGGGUGGGAGUGAAGAGUGCACAGGUCAGCUACAACGGCACAGGGUCUGGUGCCACGUCCACCCCAUCAGUCGGCACCUCCAGCACCUCCAGCACCUCCAGCACCUCCAGCACCUCCAGCACCUCCAGCAUCUCCAGCGCAGGGUGUGGGAGCAAUAAGACGUGUUUUAGCCAGCCAACUGACUGCGACCCUUCCACCAACUCCAAUUGCUUCUUCAUGUCUGCCACACCCAUGUCUUCGACUUCAGCAUUUAAGUUCGAGAUCUCCGGCUGCGCGGUCGGCUACGUCGCCAUCGGCUUCUCCGAUGACACCGAGAUGGGGUAUGAUGACAUCUAUAUAUGUGGAAAGAAUACAAAUAAUGUGAUCCAGUUACAGCACGCAUUCUCAACAGGGACGACAACACCAAACAUCAUCGACCUGGGGAACGUGACGUUGCUUAAUACAUCACUGAUCGACUGUGUGAUUAGCUGCUCCUUCAUAUCUAAUAACACCAUCAGCACCAGCAGGAGCUCCACAACAUCCAACAAUUACUACAUCUUCCUCGCCAACGGUCCCACUUUCAAUGGUAUGAUACAGAUACACCCCAACACGCCCUUAAUCAGCAGCACAAAGGUGGACAUCAGCAAUCCUCAAAUAGUGGGAAGUCAGUCACAGCUCCCAGCCAUCGUUAAAGCUCACGGCUGUCUGAUGCUGAUAGCGUGGAUGACUCUGGCCAGUAUGGGGAUGCUGAUUGCUCGUUUCAUGAAGAGUUCUGCUCUUGGUCACAGACUCUGUGGGAAAGACGUGUGGUUUGUGGCUCAUAUGUCACUGAUGUUACUCACAGUUGCAGCAACUAGCAUCGCUUUUAUCCUGAUAUUUUCAUACGAAAAAGAAUGGAGUGGGGGAGCUCAUCCAGUCCUGGGCUGUCUGGUGAUGAUCCUCAGUAUUGCUCAGCCAAUCGUUGCCAUGUUCCGCUGCUCACCACAGGAUCAGAGGAGAUUUAUCUUUAACUGGGUUCAUGGCAUCAACGCAUUAGUCAUUAAAGUGUUAGCAGUGGCUGCGAUCUUCACCGGUCUGCUGCUGGUCGACAGCUCAGAGUCUCAGUGGCUGCCAAAGGUGAUGGGGGGCUUCGUGGCCUGGGAAGUGCUGCUCUUCCUCUGUCAGGAUAUAUACCACAGAUUCAGACAAAAAGAACUGUCUGAAAGCGGUGGCAGUGGGGUGGGAACAGGAGUCCUUCUGCUGAUGUUGUUCUUCGUGGGAAACCUGGCGUUCCUGGUGGCUCUGCUGGUUGGAAUCGGAAAUGCAUAAUCACGGAAACGGAAACGAUGUCGGCGAUUCUGAAGCUUUUUUUUAACUAAAAUCUCAGGAUGUUUUUAAUCGGGUUUAUUAAUACGCUUAAACGUUCUUAUUAUUUUUUUAAACUGCAUCAUUCUUCUGCUCUGAUUGUGCGUCUUUGUCUUAUCAAGUAUUUAAUUCCACAUAUACCACGACAACUUGCCAACAUUUAACAUUUCUUAUAUCAUAUUUAAACCUUUAUAGUUACAUUUGAACUGAGUGAGUUCCUGUUAUCACUAAAGUUACAGCAGCUAUAAACAGUCAUUACCUCACCAGAUGAACCUUACUCUUACUAAUGAAGAAAACUGUGCAGGUUGAUAAGAGAACUAACUGAAGAUCAGUAUCAGGGAAAAGAUGUGUGUGUGUGUGUGUGUGUGUGUGUGUGUGUGUGUGUGUGUGUGUGUGUGUGUGUGUGUGUGUGUGUGUGUCUCUUAUUGCCUGAACACAAAUAUUUAUCAUCAUAAUAUAAAGCUCAUUAAGUUAAAAACUAAUAUAAUUGUUAUAUUUUUGCACAAACACUUUAUUUUUUUUAUUUAUAAAAACGAAAGCACAACCGUCUUAGGAACAAACCAGCUACGAAGUUGCGGUAAAAUAACACUCUAGUCUUUCUUUUCUCCUAACGGUGUACAUACAUUUGUACCUUUUUUUGUAUGGAAUAGAGCUCUGUAUAUUUAUGAGAUACUACAUUCAUAUCCAUAUAUUAUGAACAAAACUGUUUUAUAUUCAUCCUGUAACCUGAUUAUUAUUUUUAUCAUCAAUAUAUUAAAAGCUUUUAAAAUUUU